UUUCAGAUUUUGGCGGUGCUGCCCUACAUUUGUUUGCAAGGCGGCGGCCAUAUAAAAAAUCCUUUUUCCUUCAAUUUGCCGAGAGACUUUCGCCUCUCUCUCUCUCUCUCUCUCUCUAAAUUCGUGGUUAGAGAGAGACCAUUUCCCGUCGUAGCCUGCGCCACACCAUGAUCAGCAUUCUCUCUCAGGAGCGUCUCCUCGGAGCCACGCUUGGAGCUUUUCUUGCUACUGCCAUUGUUUACAAGGAGCGGAGAAAUGUUUACGCCUCCAUUUCAGAUUCUCACUCUAAAAUCAUUACUAAGUCAUCAGAGCCCAUGUUUGGUAAGAAGUUUCGCUCAGAUCUCGCGCAUUUGUGGAAUAGAGGCGUGGACAAGACACUUGGUCCGGUAAUCGUUUCUCUCAGCUCAAAGGGAUGGUAGUUUUCAUUUCUCUGAUUUAAAACCAUGUUCAAUCUCUCCCAUCUUUAUCAGAAACUUGAAAAUUGUCUUGUAAAAUAAUAAAUCAAAUCUGAUCCUAUUCUGGGUCUUCUUGUGUGGAUCUUUGUUCAUGCAUUAAUUUCUUUUGGGCUUGAAUCCCCAGUUUAUCUUGAAGA
Molecule: messenger RNA, 592 nt
Organism: Amborella trichopoda
Lineage: Eukaryota; Viridiplantae; Streptophyta; Magnoliopsida; Amborellales; Amborellaceae
Source: RefSeq, a predicted model, not a curated record